Prorocentrum cordatum is the source of this 799-nucleotide messenger RNA. The record is from the annotation of a GenBank genome assembly. Lineage: Eukaryota; Dinophyceae; Prorocentrales; Prorocentraceae.
GCGCGGUGAGCACGGCCAACAAGCAGAUGGAAGAUGACCCAGAUGGGAUCAUUCCGACCAUGCCGGCAUCCCCUGAGACGGCGCAGGCACACCGACGAUGGCGAGAACCGCCACAGGACCCACAGCAGCUGGGGGAUUUCAGGAAGGCAUUGGCCGCGACAAUGGAGUCCAUAGAGCGCCAGCUGCACUGCGCGGCCGCGCUCAACCUCGACCAAGAACAGGUGGGCCGCAUGCAGGAAGAGUACAGCGUACUAUUGUAUCAGAUGAUGCAUUCCAGGUCGCCCCAGGCCAGAAUCACGAAGCAGCGCAUGUUUGUCGGCCGCUGCAAGAAGCGCCUCAUGGACGCCCAGGCGAAGAUGCACUUGCUACAAGAGCAACUAGAGAGCACCAUGGUCGACAGCCAGUUCCUCACCGUUCACGACGCCGCCCAGGACAGCGACAGUGCAGCGCACGACAGCUACUCCUACCGCGGCCUCGGGAACGUACCGCCUGGAGGGCACGCUGCAGUGGCCAUGGCAAAUGAAGUCAGCAUGCCAGCACUUUUGGCAGCAAUACAGCAGUCCAAUGCACAAAUGUUGCACAACAUGUCAUCGUUCCAGCAGACCGUGGCCACUCUCCAGACUGAGAUUGCCAACAUCAGGAAUGAGAAGAAGUCGGACAUGGAGACCAUCACCGCUGCCGCCAUCGACGCGGCCAAGACGGCAGUCGCCAUGCAGACCCCCAAGAAGGACAAGGACAAACCGGUGCCAGCGGAGAUCCAGAAGGCCAACCGAGCCAAGCUGGAGGCGGCCCUGAUGGG